UAUAAGGUUAUGUACAUUUAAAUCAAUUCGUGUAUUAUUUAUACUAUAACGAAUGUGUAUUUUUAAGUGUAUAUAAUAUUUUUUCUUUAAAAGAAAAUAUUUUUUUGGAUCAUUUAUAAUGCGAAUAUUGGAACUAUACAGCGGUAUUGGCGGAAUGCAUUAUGCCUUUCGAGAAAGUGGAGUGGUUGGAAAUAUUAUUGGUGCAGUGGAUAUAAAUCCUGUUGCCAAUAAUGUAUAUAAACAUAAUUUUCCAGAAGUCUUGCUCAUGAACCGCAACAUUGAAUCUAUAAGCGAAGAGGAAAUUAUAAAUCUAAAUAUAAAUAUGAUACUUAUGAGUCCUCCUUGUCAACCAUUUACUAGAGUAGGAUUGCAAAAGGACAAAUUAGAUAACAGAUCGUGUUCACUGUUUCACCUUUUACAAAUUAUACCACAAAUUUCAUCUUUGAAAUAUAUAUUAUUGGAGAAUGUGAAGGGAUUUGAAAACUCAGAAACAAGAGUAGAAUUACUAAAGUGCCUUAAAAAUAGCAAUUUUAAUUAUAAAGAAUUAAUUUUAAGUCCAAAUCAAUUUGGCAUUCCAAAUACAAGGCAUAGAUAUUAUUUGCUUGCUAAAAAAAAAGGUUUAAAAUUUUGUUUCAAUGAUUCUGUAUUAGACCAUAGCCUUUCUCAAAGAUUGAUAACACUUCUUCCACAAAGUAAACAUCAGCUGCUCAUAGAAAAAGAUCAUGUAGAUAAUAUAGAAUGCGGUAUUAUCUGUUAUAAAUUAAAACAUAUUUUAGAAAAUUGUGAAGAAUCAUUAUACUUAAUUCCUAGAAAUAUUCUACAGAAACGAGCUACAUUGUUAGAUAUAAGAACAGCAGACAAUUGUGGAUCUUGUUGUUUUACAAAAGCUUAUGGACAUUAUAUUGAAGGUACAGGUUCUGUGUAUUGUCCAUUUUCAGAAGAAAUAGUACAAAAAAAACUUAUUGAAUCUACCAAAUAUGAAAAAUAUUCAGAAGAUCAAUUACAACUUUUUUUAUCUUUGAAGUUGAGAUAUUUCACACCAAAAGAAGUAUCUAGAUUAAUGUGUUUUCCAGAAGAUUUUACAUUUCCAAAUAGUACAACAACUAAACAAAAAUACAGAUUAUUAGGUAAUUCAAUUAAUGUUGAUGUAGUUAGCAAAUUAAUAUUUUUAUUGUGUACUAAAGAGAAUGAGAAUAUAUGAAGUAUUUAUUUAACUAAAAGUAUUUGUGCGUUACAAAUUAUAUAGAUUUUACAACAUUAUUAUAACAAUUUUAUAUUCAAAGUUAAUAAAAGCAUUAUAGAAUUGUUGAUAUACAUAAUGUACCAUGAAAAGUACA
Messenger RNA from Vespula pensylvanica (western yellowjacket), 1337 nucleotides. It is a transcript of the gene Mt2, whose product is annotated as tRNA (cytosine(38)-C(5))-methyltransferase. Gene Ontology annotation, molecular function: methyltransferase activity. Lineage: Eukaryota; Metazoa; Arthropoda; Insecta; Hymenoptera; Vespidae. The record is from RefSeq and is a predicted model, not a curated record. The transcript is spliced from 2 exons. The coding region runs from base 119 to 1201 and encodes 360 amino acids.